AUGGGGUGUUUCAGCUUUCGUCCCUCCAAAUCUCCACCCUCCAUGAAAGCCUCUAACCCAAUCCAAUCUCCUCAGAAAAGCCCUGAACCCAAAAAGCUCAAACAAGAAGUACUUCUACAGAUAUCAGGAUGUAGUGCUCAUCUAAUGGAUGGAGGAGAAGCUCUAGAACUUGCCAAUGGAGAAUUUAAACUUGAAAGAAUCAUGGAAGACGACGUUUCCCUUGCUACGAUCGUAAAAGUCGGCGAGGAUCUUCAAUGGCCUCUGACUAAAGAUGAGCCUGUAGUGAAACUCAACUCUUUGAACUAUCUGUUUUCACUGCCAAUGAAAGAUGGUGAUCCUCUUAGCUAUGGAGUGACAUUUUUGGAGCAAAACAGCAGCAGUUUGAGCUGGCUGGAUUUGUUUUUGAAGGACAAUUCUUGCUUCUCGUCGUCGUCGUGUAAUGCAAACAACAUGAACUACAUUAAUUGGAAGGAGUAUGCGCCGAAAAUUGACGAUUACAAUAACAUUUUGGCUAAGGCGAUUGCACAAGGUACUGGCCAGAUUGUGCAGGGGAUUUUCAAAUGUAGCAAUAGUUAUGCCAAUCAGGUAAACAAGGGAGGUGAAAUGAUUCUUAACAAUCCUCCUCCAGUUGCAGGUGUAAAAAGAUCAGGAAGUUCUCCUAGUGCCACCCAAAACAACAAAACUUCAAUCAACAGAAGCUUAAAACGAGUAAGAAAACUGUCGAAGAUGACUGAGCAGCUGAGCAAAUCCAUGCUAGACUUGGUUGGGAUAGCCUCAGGAUCAGUGAUGGGUCCUGUAAUGAAAUCCCAAGCAGGAAGGGCCUUCUUUGCCAUGGUUCCAGGGCAAGUGCUGUUGGCAUCAUUAGAUGCAGUCAACAAGAUGAUGGAUGCAGUAGAAGCAGCUGAAAAGCAAGCACUUUUGGCAACCACAAAGGCUACAACUAGAAUGGUGUCAGAUAGAUUUGGGGAAAGUGCUGGGGAAGCAACUGGGAAUGUGCUUGCAACUGCAGGGCAUUGUGCUAAUACUGCUUGGAAUGUGUUCAAGAUUAGGAAGGCCAUUAAUCCAGCUUCCUCUGUCUCUGCUGGAGCCCUCAAGAAUGCUGCAAGAACUAGAAACUUUUAGCCACAAAAUGGCUGCAACUCUCUUACAAAACCAUCAAUAUUAUUGUUUCAAUCUCCGAUAUACUUUCUUUAAAUGAAUUCGAGAAAAUAGAUUCAAGUCAUGGUGAUCAUGUAUCUAAGAUUUUAUUAUAUCCUUUUAAGGCUUUUUA
Messenger RNA from Benincasa hispida (wax gourd), 1270 nucleotides. RefSeq names its product senescence/dehydration-associated protein At4g35985, chloroplastic-like. Lineage: Eukaryota; Viridiplantae; Streptophyta; Magnoliopsida; Cucurbitales; Cucurbitaceae. The record is from RefSeq and is a predicted model, not a curated record. Gene Ontology annotation, cellular component: plasma membrane.